GAUCAGGACCUGGUCCCCUUUUUCCCGUUAUAAGUCCGCAGAACUGUUGAGCUUGGCGUUACGUAUCUUAUCCCCCGCAUUCAUUGUAUCAUGACCACCCUCGAACUUCUUCCGUAUGAACCGCACCCCCAUGUCGUGCUUAUUAUGGACCUUAUUGGUCACAAAUUGGAUGGACCAGGUUUGUUCGACACGGACGAUGAAACUUACUUGAAAUCGUUGGAUCCGAAGGAUUGGAAAACGCAUGAUCUGUAUGCCAUUCUCGGAUUAAAACAAUCACGUCAUCUUGCAAGCUCGGAGGACAUACGUCGGGCUUAUCGUAAAAAGCUGCUCACCCAUCAUCCUGACAAACGACGUUUGCACGGUGAAAAGGUGAUGGAUGAGUCCCAUGAUUACUUUUCCUGCAUAACCAUUGCGUACGAAAUCCUGGGCAAUCCAACCAAGAGACAUGCCUACGACAGUGUGGAUCCCGUUGUUGUGGACGAUUCCUAUCCCACCCUAUCUGAAAUCAAAGCAGACUACUUCACCGUCCUCCGAGAAUUCUUCUCGCGUAAAGCCAGAUGGUCAAAAAGGCAACCAGUGCCAUCCAUCGGCUCGAUGCAGACACACCUGAAUGAUGUGUAUAAUUUUUACGAUUUCUGGGAGCUGUACGAUACCACUCGCGACUUUUCGUUUUUGGAUGAAGAGGAUAAAGAAAAAGGUGAAGAUCGCGAAGCACGACGUGCGAUUGAACGUCAGAAUCGUGUGGAGCGGGCUCGGCGGCGAUCCGAGGAACUCCGUAUCAUUCGGCAGGUUUUGGAAUUGGCCAAAGCCAAUGAUCCCCGGUUGAUUGCCGCCAACAAAGCCGCCAGAGAUGCCAAAGCUGCCAAGCGUCAAGCUCGUCUUGAUGCGAUCAGGCAGAAGCGGGAGGCAGAAGAACAGCUCGCGGCCAAAGAAUCCGAACGACUAGCUGCCGCACGGGCGGCUAGCGAAGAGCGCCGCAGGGUCGAGGCCGAUCGAGUUCGGAAGGAACGCGAACAAGCGAAAUUGGAGUCCAAACGCGAGCGACGCCGACUCCAUGAGCUGGUUGUCGAUCGUCAUGAUCAUUUUAUCCGGCUGGAACCUACACCAGUGGAUCCAGACACCGAACGCGUCCGCAUCCUGGCAGCGGUCGACUUAUUAUGCCAAUGUCUUUCAGCCACACAACUUCAGCAACUCAACGAUCAGCUGGAUGAUGCCUCCAGUGUCGAAGAUGCUUGCCUUCUCUUCAACAAACAGCACGAAGAAGUGCAGAGGGAACUUCAAGCGCCUGGACUGUGCUCAACAACGAAAUCUUCCCAACAGCAGCCCCCAGCCGCAUCAGUGACUCCCGCCUCUUCAAAAUAUAGCACGGAGCUGUGUCGGACACUGAUCAAGGCGGUCAACUUACUGCCUGCUGGCACUCCCAAGCGGUGGGAAGCAAUUGCGGACUAUGUGAACCAGCAUGCCCCUGGCUCGUCCAUCUCCGCCAAGGAAGCUCUCAAGCAAGCCAAAGCGUUAAGUCAAGAGGAUGCAGGCUUGAGAAAGAUGGCGAAUGAAAAGGCUUUCGACUCCUUUACCAGUUCAGUGCGGACCACGGACGCCGUUAAAAAUGUUGCCAUAACCAGCCAGUUGGAAGCUGAGGCGGUCAGGCCGUGGACCCUCACCGAACAACGGGCACUUGAGGACGCGUUGAGGUCGUGUCCUGCCGAUGCUACUGCUAAUCCCGGUGAUGACCGUUGGCAACGCAUAGCAGACCUUGUUGGCACUCGCACCCGACGCGAAUGCAUUCUGCGCUGCAAAGAGCUGUCGCGACAAGUCCGUGCCAAAAAGCUCGCCUCCGCCACCAUAAAUGGUGAAGUGGAUUCAAACAAAAAAACGGUCAAACAAUCGAAACCGUCUCAAAAGUGAUCUGUGCAUACUCAGAUUUUAACUGCUCUGUCACACGCAUCCUCUCUCUCUCGCUCCAGCCUUCACAUGUUACUAAGGGGUCCAGCUUACUUUUCUGAUAUAACUGACCCCUAAAACUUGUACAAAUUCCAGUUUGACCAUGACCCUCUAUUCGACUUCCUUCGACUCCUUCUCUGCUACCUCAGCUCCACACCUUUCUGCAUCCCGUCUUAAUGGCGGGCUAUUAUAUCAUAUGGACAGAACCGACUUCUGAAAUACAACAUGUGAUCUAUGUUCGACCAGAACAUAAAAGUCGGUACAUCAACUUUUAUUCGAUACGCCACAAAAUCUAAAAAG
Dicrocoelium dendriticum is the source of this 2241-nucleotide messenger RNA. The record is from the annotation of a GenBank genome assembly. NCBI's taxonomy places the organism in Eukaryota, Metazoa, Platyhelminthes, Trematoda, Plagiorchiida, Dicrocoeliidae.